AUGAGGCAGCUGCCGGAAGAGGUGCAAAAUGUUCUACGGAAAUUCUCGAUAGAUCUACAGAAGUUGGAGGAUAUCAGCGGUAAAAUCGAGCAACAGAUGCGGGAAGGCUUGGCUGGAAAGGGCAAUUCAUCAAUUGCCAUGUUACCGUCGUUUGUCCCGGCUCUACCCGAUGGUACAGAAGUUGGGAAAUACGUAGCUAUCGAUUUGUCGGGGAAAAACUUGAGGAUAAUGUUGCUGACAUUGAAUGGAGCGGGGAAAGAUCCGAAUGCCGUCAACAACAAUUAUAUUAUGCCAAAUCAUGUGAUGAAAGGCACCGGUGAUCAGCUUUUCACAUUCAUCGUCAAUUGUCUUCAACGUUUCCUCCAAGAGUUUGGCCUUGUUGACGCGAAUUUGCCGAUUGGUUUUGUUUUCUCCUAUCCAUGUGAGCUUCUCUCAAUCAGAUCGGCUCGUUUAUUAUGGUGGACAAAGGGUUUCGAUAUUAAGGAUUGUCUGCAAAAAGAUGUUGUUGCUCUGUUGGAAGAGGCUUUGGAAAUGAAUAUGUCAACGAAAGCACAAAUCAAAGCGGUGAUGAAUGAUACUGUGGGACAAUUGGCUGCAGCCGCUCACAAAUAUGGACCCGAAUGUACAAUUGGAGUCGUUAUUGGUUACGGUUGUAACUCUUCUUAUCUUGAAAAGACGUCAAACAUUGGAAAAUUCGAUGCAACCGCCAGUGGGUAUCCGCACCAAAACAUGGUAGUUGUGACAGAAUGGGAAGAAUUCGGAUCAAAUGGAGAACUCCAAGACAUUUUGACGCAAUUCGAUCUCGAGAUCGACGAGGCUUCGGUGCAUCGAGGAAAACAAAUAAUUGACAAAUUGACGGGUGCUCUGUAUUUGGGUGAAUUGGUGCGAAGGGUUCUUUCACAAUUGUGUUUGGAUGGACAUCUCUUCGAUGCACAACAAUGUGAACGACUCGAGCUUGUCGACUCGUUUCCAACAAAAUACAUCUUGGAAAUUCUUGGAGAGGAAGAGGGAAGUUAUCGAGUCUGUCGCCGUGUCUGUGAUGAAUUAGAAGUGCCAUCGCAUGGAUCGGGUGACUAUGCAAUUAUUCGAGAAGUCGCUCAAGCUGUUAGUCAGCGAAGCGCCGCCAUCGUUGCUUCGGCUAUCUCCGCAUUGCUUCGUAUGGUGAAUGCUCAACAAGUGCAAAUUGGCGUUGGCGGUGCUCUCAUUCAGUUCCAUCCAACUUAUCACGCUCAGCUCGAGGAAUGUCUCCAAGCAUUGGCUCCGAAAAGUUGCGAGUGGAAACUCGUCGCCGCCGAUGAGGGGAGUGCCAAAGGUGCCGCAAUGAUUGCUGCCGUUGCCGAGAAAUUAAAGCUC
This is a messenger RNA of Mesorhabditis belari, 1353 nucleotides long. Lineage: Eukaryota; Metazoa; Nematoda; Chromadorea; Rhabditida; Rhabditidae. The record is from the annotation of a GenBank genome assembly.